AUGACCUACGUCUCAAAUGAUCCCAGUUACUGGCUGACUAUCAUUUUGAAUAUAUUUUUCAGCUAUUGGGAAGUUGCCGCGUGCGUCGUGGUGGUAUACGAUUGGGUCUUAACACUCGGACAAGAGAUUGAACUCAUAUGGAGACAACGCUGGUCUCUCAUGACCGUGCUGUAUUUGAUUAUACGCUAUAUUGGAAUAACGUAUCCUGUUGUCAAUCUUCUGAGCGCUGCCGUGUACUACGCAACAGAUGAGACAAUUGUGGCUUUGAAUGCCAUGUUGGGCGUGAUCAUGAUUGCUCGGUUGCAUGCCAUGUAUCAGGGAUCUAGAACGAUGCUUGUCUUCCUUGUUAUUAUCUUCCUGGCUGUAAACAUUACAUGCGGAGUAAUGUCGACAAUGGGACUAAACGACACUGUAGCAGAUGAGUGGAUACUCUCUGGCACAUAUAUGUGCUAUUAUGCAUAUGGAGGGAACGUGCACCUUCUGUUUUCGAUGUUUUGGAUGCUCAACACUGUUUGGGAGGUCCUCGCACUGUGCCUUUCAGUCUGGGUUGCUGUGAAACACUUCCGCGAGCUGCGACGACUCGGCCCAUCGACAGGAUCGACCAUCGGGGACUGUUUCAGAGUGCUGAUACAAUCUCAUGUUCUUUAUUUUGCAAGCUUUGUUGGUGUCUCUUGCCUCCAGCUUGCUUCUCUCUCUCCAGAAAUCUUGAAUUCGAGCUCUAUUGGAGUUUCGAUACUCAGUGGUGCUAUUCAAAUUUUAUCGGUCGUGCAGAUGUUUGUGCUAGGACCACGCCUCAUCCUGAGCGUUCGAGAAUACCAUGCCAAACUGGUGGCAUACUCGGACGCAGAAACUAGCAUGAAUUCGAUUGUUUUCCAGGAGCAUGUACAUGUAUCGACUAGCAGUACUGUGUAG
Messenger RNA from Suillus discolor, 912 nucleotides. RefSeq lists its product as uncharacterized. The record is from RefSeq and is a predicted model, not a curated record. The transcript is spliced from 12 exons. Bases 1 to 912 code for a protein of 303 amino acids. NCBI's taxonomy places the organism in Eukaryota, Fungi, Basidiomycota, Agaricomycetes, Boletales, Suillaceae.